UGACCCCGCUCCCAUGCUGCUCUGCGCAUGUGUCCGGCCCGAGCGGCGGCUCCGACUCUCGGCUCCCGGUUCCCGGCCCCGCUGCCCCGCACCAUGAUCAAGCUCUUCUCGCUCAAGCAGCAGAAGAAAGAAGAAGACGCCGCCGGAGCCACCAAGAGCGGCACCAAGAAGGCGUCAGCCGCGCAGCUCCGCAUUCAGAAAGGUAAAGAUAUAAAUGAAUUGAAUUUACCUAAAACCUGUGAGAUAGUUUUCCCAGAUCCUGACGACCUCCUCAACUUCAAACUUAUUAUCUGUCCAGAUGAGGGCUUCUAUAAAGGAGGCAAAUUUGUGUUUAGUUUUAAGGUUGGACAAGGGUAUCCUCAUGAUCCUCCGAAAGUGAAAUGUGAAACCAUGGUGUAUCAUCCAAAUAUCGAUCUAGAAGGCAACGUUUGUCUAAACAUCCUCAGAGAGGACUGGAAACCCGUAUUAACGAUAAACUCUAUAAUUUAUGGGCUGCAGUACCUGUUUUUGGAACCUAACCCGGAGGACCCCCUGAAUAAGGAAGCAGCAGAGGUCCUUCAGAACAACAGACGCCUCUUUGAACAGAAUGUGCAGCGAUCCAUGCGGGGCGGCUACAUUGGUUCCACUUACUUCGAGCGAUGCCUUAAAUAGGGCCCAGAGCGCACAAACUGAAGCCACAGAGAGAGAGAGAGAAUCUGACAUACUUAAACAUAUAAACAAACAUUAAAAUAAACUCGACCGAAACCAGGAGGGCAUAGAGUGGAUGAGGAGGCAUUUCUCAGCACCCCUCAGCAUAAUGUCACAGGAAGAAAUGGAAUUGGAAUUUUUAUUUUAAAAAAAGAGGACUGCUUGAUUGUUGUCAUAGCUCUAGAGCAUGCCAGGAAGUUUGAACUAGAUUUUGGCCCCCGACCACUGCCUCCUCCCCCCCCCCCCCACAAUUAAACUAAUUGUAAAUGUAUUUCAUGAGGAGUGCUGGCGUCUUUGUUAAUAAAGGUUUCUUAAAUGGCUCUAGAAAACUUUUGGCCCAUUGACCCUCUCAGCCACUGCUCCCCACCCAUGCCCCCACUGUUCCGUUGCCUCUGCCGACUUUUGUGUAGGUGAAAGCAUAUGCAGGAUGCCAUUGCCUCGCUCCAGCAGAGGAGGAAGGUGCCAGAUGGAUCCGGAGAGAAAGAGACAUUUACUCUAAUGCUGUGUCCCGCCUGUUUUGAAUGUUUGCCUGUUCAUUAAGUUGUAUAGUUAUUUUUUAAAAUGAAAUGUUCCCUCCCAUUUUUAUUUGUGCAGUAGGUUAUUUCCUUGACCGUGUAGUACAUUGUUGCUAAAGGUAUAGAUUCCUCUCCGUAUAAGUGACCACAGGCUACGGGCUCCCAUUCUUCCCAGCCAACGUGAGAGCCUUGCUUAGCUUGGUCCAGUGUGUUGUCUUGCCAUUACAGCUCAUGCAGUGCUGAAGCCAUUACGUUCUCCUGUAAAUAUAACCAGCGUUGAGCCAACUCUCUCCAUACGGUGCAUGUCUGUGCAGCAUGAUGCAAAACAGGGGCUGCUCAUCAAUAACGAGUGCUGAUGUAGCUGGAUAUUUUAGUCAUGCUGGUCGUGAAUGCACCUGCUUUCAUAUCACCGAGUUAUUCUGAUGUUGGUGUGUGCAUCUGAUCUGUUUUAAACUAGCUCAUGGUUCAGUUUUAAUUUAAAAGAUUCUUACCCAGUCUGUGAUGUUUAAUUUUUACCUACCGCAGUCUUAUCUUGAAAGUAAUAAAAAAAACUCAGUUACAUCGAAAUAUCCCAUUAAAUGUAAUUGCUCCUGCCUAUUAUUCUGCUUAUUAAUUUAACUCCAACAGCCUAAUCAACUAACUUGUGUGCGUUUCUCCCCCUUAACCCCCCCCCCCAUUUACCUCCCACUUCCCUUUUGUCUGGCAUUGUGCCAUAACUGGACCAGGGACAUCCCGUUUAGCUCGGGGGGCUCAUGCCGUGAACGCAGUUGGGAAGAAAGUCAUAGUUGGAUUGAAAGCCCCGGUUUCUGUUUGGAGGAGUUAGGGAUGCAAGUGGAGGAGGAGAGAAAUCAGUCAGGCUUCCCAAAGGACACAGGUGGUGUCACUCGCCCACCAGGUUGAAAGGCGAUGUUCAAUCAGCAAAUUUGGGAACUGUGCUGUAGCAAGAAGAGCAAAAGCCAUUGAGGCAUGGCAGACUGUUGCAACACCAGUUUUACCCUGGAUCUUCUCAACAGCACUUACCAAAUGAACUGUAUGAGUGAUGUGAAGCAGGGAGACAGAUUAAAACAACUUUAUACUUUGCACAAUGUCUUCCUCCGCUUGAAUUGCUCCAUGUCCAUAGUGUGACUUUAACCAGAAAUUUCUGACUCCCAUUACAAUUCUGGGUGCUGCCUGAAUCUGGAACCCAUGUCACAUCAGAAUAGCCUUGAGUUCUUUUUGCCUUUAGCCUGGAGACCUAUUUGCUGCCAAAUCUUCCUCCUUGGCUUUCUGUGCAUUUGGGCCCUGUACUAUUGUUCAGUGUGCUGUUGCAGGAAUUCGCCCAAAUGCCCAGCAGAGCCCCUGCUUGUCCCGUGUUUUGAGCGUUACUGACAAAUCUCAAGGAAGAUGUUGAUGCAUAUUGCUGUGGAUGUGACUGCUCUUGCUAUUCUGUGGUUACAGAUUUAAUUCUGUUGGGCAUUUGAUCUUCAUCACUCAACCUGAACAGCACGGAUCUAGAACAAUGUAAAAUACCCAAUGAUCAGCACCAAAGGAAUCCACCCCAUUGUUUCUCUCCUCCUGAAGGAAUCUUGGUUUUCUUAUGAAGUUCAGGCCUGUGAUCCACUCUAUCAUGUGUAAUGCAUGGGGUUAUAUGUUUAUACUGAGGGGGAGAGAGGAUCUUUUGUUGUAAUGAUGCCACAUAGGGAGUCUGGUUUAUUUUCACGUAAUAUGAGAAAAAUCACAUUCUCCAAAACAAAAAAGUAUAGAUGUAUGAUUCUUUGGUAAGAUUGUACCUCUUUAACUUGUGUUUUUAUUCAUACCACCUGCACAUUGGCACACUAUGUUCAUGCUUGAGGAGAAUGUACUGUAUUUCAAUUAAAAAAAAAUGCAGUUGACUAUU
Mobula hypostoma (lesser devil ray) is the source of this 3078-nucleotide messenger RNA. It is a transcript of the gene ube2m, whose product is annotated as ubiquitin conjugating enzyme E2 M. The record is from RefSeq and is a predicted model, not a curated record. Lineage: Eukaryota; Metazoa; Chordata; Chondrichthyes; Myliobatiformes; Myliobatidae. The transcript has 6 exons. Bases 28 to 651 code for a protein of 207 amino acids.